CAUGGUUUGAAAAACAGCAGAAUGGCCCCCAAUAAUAAAAAACGACGACGUGGGCGUUCACUGAAACGAAUCUCAAUAGGCUGAAAGCGUCUCUUCCACAGCAUCAAUUAAAAUCCCUUCCCAAUGGAAAUGGAUAUUCUCUCAAACGGCAACUCCGCUGCCGCAUCGCCGCCACAAACCACCGUCCCAACUAACGCCACGCUGACCCCCUUCUCCAAGCUGACGCAGCUUACUGAAGCUUUAAAAUUGGAGCAUCAAUUUCUAAGAGUCCCUUUUGAGCACUACAAGAAGACAAUUCGAGCCAAUCACCGCACCGUCGAGAAGGAGGUCAGCUCCGUUAUCGCUGGUGUUGCUGACGUGGCGGAUUCAGAUAACCUUUCCAAAGACGACGCUGUUAAUCAACUCACAUCUCUCGUUUCGAGACUCCAAGGGCUCAAAAGGAAGUUGGAAGAGGGAAGUCGAACAGAGCACUUGCAGGUACAAAAAUAUCGUGCUCGACUCAAUCACUUAGAAUCAGCAGAUGCUGAGAGUUUGCCAGAAUGGAACAGCAUGCGACUGAAGCGUAUCCUUGUAGACUACAUGUUACGGAUGUCUUAUUAUGACACUGCACAGAAGUUGGCAGAAAGCAGUAACAUGCAAGAUCUUGUUGAUAUUGAUGUAUUUCAAGAAGCCAAAAAGGUUAUUGAUGCUUUGCAAAAAAAGGAGGUAGCCCCUGCUUUAGCCUGGUGUGCAGAUAAUAAGUCCAAAUUGAAGAAGUCAAAGAGCAAAUUUGAAUUUCAGCUGAGACUUCAAGAGUUCAUUGAGUUGGUACGGUCUGAAAACAACUCAUGUGCCAUUACCUAUGCUCGAAAAUACCUUGCACCAUGGGGAGCUACCGAUAUGAAAGAGUUGCAGCGAGUGAUGGCAACUUUGGCUUUUAAGAAUAAUACUGAAUGUCCCACAUACAAGGUUUUGUUUGAACCAAAGCAAUGGGACUACUUGGUAGGCCAAUUUAAGCAGGAAUUCUGUAGAUUAUAUGGCAUGACAGUAGAGCCAUUGUUGAAUAUCUAUCUGCAAGCAGGCUUGUCAGCUCUGAACACUCCAUACUGUUAUGAAGAUGAUUGUACCAAGGAGGACCCAUUGUCACAGGAAAGUUUCCGGAAGCUAGCAUCGCCAUUACCAUACUCUAAGCAGCAUCACUCCAAACUUGUUUGCUAUAUAACAAAAGAGCUAAUGGACACCGAGAAUCCACCACAAGUGUUGCCGAACGGCUAUGUCUAUAGUACCAAGGCUCUUGAAGAAAUGGCCAAGAAAAAUAAUGGUAAAAUAACUUGUCCUCGGACGGGAUUGGUAUGCAACUAUUCAGAUUUGGUUAAGGCCUACAUAUCAUAAAAUCUGCAUUCUCUGGGAACCUGAAGAAGCCGAGACAUCCGCUGUUCUGGUUUCAUUCAGCACCAUUUGUGGAUACUUUUCCCUUGAUAUGUUUCUGAUAUUUAUUUUUCAAGAACUUGCCUCGAUAAAUCCCAACACCUUGGCGCAGUGUUGGUGCUGGAAACUAGCCACCUGUAGAUAUGUGAACAGCAGCUGAACGAUUACUUGUCAGUAUGGAUAUGGUAUCUGUGAAUACAAAUAAUAAAUUAUCAGCUUUAAUUUCAAA
Molecule: messenger RNA, 1636 nt
Organism: Mangifera indica (mango)
Lineage: Eukaryota; Viridiplantae; Streptophyta; Magnoliopsida; Sapindales; Anacardiaceae
Product: protein MAEA homolog
Exons: 7
Coding region: 124-1371 (415 amino acids)
Biological process (GO): proteasome-mediated ubiquitin-dependent protein catabolic process
Cellular component (GO): cytoplasm; nucleus; GID complex
Molecular function (GO): protein binding; ubiquitin protein ligase activity
Source: RefSeq, a predicted model, not a curated record